AUGAGGUUCUUGAACUUUUUGGUACUACAUGUCUUUGCAGUCGCUGCCUUGUCCAACAAGAAAAGACUCAUUAUCGACACGGACCUCUUAUCAUUUGAUGAUGACCCCUUGGCAAUUGGCUUAAGCGGUAUACUUCAAAACUGGGGACAAGUUGAACUAAUUGGAGUCAUGUCAAGCGUUAAUAGUCGAUAUGCUCCUCCAGCUAUCGAUGCGAUUAAUACUUACUUCGGGUAUCCGCAAAUCCCAAUUGCGAUCCAGAAGCCUGUUGACAACUUGACAAGAUUACCAGAGCAUCCAGAGUUUGGAGCCUACGUUACGGGGUUGACCUAUAACUUCACUGAAGAUCUACGAGAUGGAACCAAUACCCCUGAUCCAGUUUCAUCAUACCGCUAUCUCCUCUCCACAUCAGCGGACGAUUCAAUUACUCUUGCUGUAAUCGGGUUCUUCGAUAACGUGUUCAACCUUCUUAACUCUGGCCCUGACCAAAUAUCUCCAUAUACGGGAGCUGAGCUACUCGCUUCUAAGGUGCGCGAACUCGUCGUACAAGCCAACGACGUGGGAUAUUCUUAUAACACGAACACGCAUAACGAAACUCUAGCUCAGAAAGUAUUAAACUGGUGGCCGGGUAAAUUGACAUUUGCCUGGGAUGGUGUUGGCGAAAACACCAUCCUCGGCCGCCGCAUUACCACUAAAUUAGACCCCACCAAGAAUCCGCUCGGAUAUGCUCUGCGUACCAACAUCGGAUAUAACCAGGAGCACCCGGUCUGGGAUGUUGCGGCUGUGUACUAUGCCGUGUGCGGGCUGGACGACGUAUUUAGAUGGAAAUACCCGCAUGGCGGCCGUGUGAAUAUAAACGCGUCCGCUUUCGCUACCUGGGAGAACGGUACGGUUUCAAGCCCAGGGUUACAGAACUCUAUCGAGUUUAAAAUGCCCAAUACGACAUUUGCGACUCGGCUAGAAGAUACGCUGUUAUGGGAGCCGGGACAGCAUGUGCCGUACUGGAGGACUUGGUGUAAAAAUUAA
Daldinia childiae is the source of this 1023-nucleotide messenger RNA. Its product is annotated as putative inosine uridine-preferring nucleoside hydrolase protein. The coding region runs from base 1 to 1023 and encodes 340 amino acids. Gene Ontology annotation, molecular function: hydrolase activity, hydrolyzing N-glycosyl compounds. The record is from RefSeq and is a predicted model, not a curated record. The transcript is spliced from 4 exons. NCBI's taxonomy places the organism in Eukaryota, Fungi, Ascomycota, Sordariomycetes, Xylariales, Hypoxylaceae.